Molecule: messenger RNA, 5026 nt
Organism: Mercenaria mercenaria
Lineage: Eukaryota; Metazoa; Mollusca; Bivalvia; Venerida; Veneridae
Product: muscarinic acetylcholine receptor M4-like
Exons: 2
Coding region: 1437-2996 (519 amino acids)
Biological process (GO): neuropeptide signaling pathway
Cellular component (GO): membrane
Molecular function (GO): G protein-coupled peptide receptor activity
Source: RefSeq, a predicted model, not a curated record
GCGAUAAAAAAGUAAAUGUUACUGUUAUUGAAAUUGUAUGUUUAGUUGUCGUAAACAUUAAGCAUACACCGCCUGGAAUUUUCGCAAUAUCAGAAAACAGAACGUUUUGUUAAGUAUCUGGACGCUGUAGGAGAAUCUCUGGUAUGAGAGAUGAAGUAAGAUACUGACUUCGAAUGACUAGUUUAUGCGUAAACAUUUUUAUCAAUUUUCAAUGGAAGGAUAUAUCAAACAAAACAGUGAAGUUGAUAAAUCGUUAAUACCGAUCUUGAAAGCAGCAUUCAUAUAAAUUUUCAAAGCAAUUUUGCAAAUGAACAAUUGAAUAUUGGAAAUAUGUGUAAAUAGAUUAAGUGAAAUAUUGAUAUAUGAAGUAGUGAUACGAGAUUGCCUUUACAGAAUAUAUUGUACCAUAAUUCAUUAUUCAAGGCAUGUGUUUUCAUUCAAAUUGAUAAAUUAGUGGCGAGGUAUUGCCAAUCUGUGCUAAAUAUCAACAUAUCAAUAUUUAAUUAAUCAAAGGAGAAAUUUAAAAAUGCAUUUUAUAGCUUAAAACAAAAGAACAUGAAGCAAAAUGACUGUUAAUUGGUCAGGCACUGCAGUAAAUAUAAUGAAAUGCUGUAACAGUUUUAAUGCUUGUUAAAAUCUGCUGUUAGUAGGAAUUACUCAGCAUGUUCAGGUAAACAUUAUAAUUGCAUACGUAAAAGCGAAUUCUUUGUAAUUACAUUGCAUGUUUUUCUUUGAGACUAUCGAUGAAGAUGGUGCAUUUGAUGAACAUCUAAAGACCAAAUAAUAAUAAUAAAUCUCUUUUCGUGGGAUGAUGUCUAAGAGCUCGGAUAUUAAUGCGUUUGUUGGCGCUUAAAUGUUGAUACAAAGAGUUUGUAAACACUGACGGUAGGCGGUACUUAAAGAAUGCAAGCAGGCAAGAUAUAAAAGAUAAAAGAAUGACUGAAAAACAUCCAUCGUUACUUUACUGGAGAGGAAUAUUGUUUAUAAAUAAAUAAUUAUAUCGGAAUUACUGUACCAACUCAUAACCACCUUGAGCACCAUAUAACUUCAUUAGAGAACUUUCGGAGAUGAAAAUUCUAAACGAUUUUCAAAGAUAAACAUGUGUUUCGAAGAUUAUACUAGAUGUAUAUGUAAUUAAAUAAUAGUUUGAAGUACGUAUAUAAGUCAUCUUAAUAGUGUUUCCAAUUAUGAUCAACGCACACAAUUUUGAAUAUUUUUAAUGUUCUAAUGACACAAAAAUGCUUCCUACAAAAGUAGCAUUUUAAAUUUGAUUACACUGCCGAUAUCUAUUGAGACGAUACUCGUGUACAUAUAGGAUACGUAAAGGAUACACUUGUAUUUCCGGAAGGUUUGAAGGAGGAGAUGAAGUCGCUUUAUGAAGGCUGUGAAAUUUACGCAAUAGAUACAACGUUGUUUUGGUUGGAAGGAAUUUAGUCAUGGAUUCUGGAAACACUGAAAUUGACGAGGUUGAAUUAACUCUUGGCAAGUCUUUUCAAAACGAAAGCAAAAUGCAAAACAAUGUUUCUCUUGAGAAGUACAACAAAGAAAUUUUUAUCACGAUGCUGCCAUCAAUUGUGUACACAAACAUAAUGAUUUUACUUGGACUCCCUGGCAAUAUCAUUGUCUUCUACAUAUAUUUAGUCAAAUGGCGGAGGAGUACUUCAAGGAUAUUUAUUUUGUUUCUUGCAGCUCUGGAUACAUUGAACUGCUCCACAAAUUUGCCAAUGGAAAUCUAUAUCAUGUGGAAUUCUUUGAAGCUUGAUAAACCUGUCUUAUGUAAGCUUUCUCGAUAUUCAACAUACGUGAUGAAUUGCUCUUCGGCUGUUAUUCUAGUUGGCAUCGCGGCUGACAGAUUCAAACGUAUAUGCAGACCUUAUCAGCGAGCCUUCAGUGAAACACAAUCAAUGUAUAUUUCAGUUGCUGCUAUUUUGUGGUCUUUGGCUACCACGUGGCCAUCUUUGAUUUUUUACGGAACGCGAACAGUUUAUCUUGGGAAUGCAACUGGAUCAGCAUGCCUUCUACAGAAUAGUUAUGACACCUCACCAUAUCCUAUAGUAUAUUUUACGUUUAUGGUAUCAACUACUAUGAUAACAUUUGUGAUAUUAACUAUUUUGUAUUACCUCGUAGGUCUACAAAUAUAUAAACAUAGAAAGUUCAAGCUACAGAAUUGCACACAUGUACAAAAAAUAGUAGAUGACAAAUCAACUACGAAAUCAGAAAAGCCAAACGGGGAGAAGCUGGAAUCUUCAAACAGUGAUGCAAACAAUGCCAAUGAAAAAUCCUGUGGAAACCAUGAUAAAGUUAUUGUAGUUGUCAAAGAUGAAUCUAUAAUAUCAAAUGAAGACAAUGAGGAUGAAUUGAAACCAUAUCAGUUAGGAUUGCCAUCGCCUUGUAAGGACGUUGGAACUAGUUGUGGUCUUUUGGAUAUACCGUAUAAACAAGAAAAUGGGCAACAUGGUUCAGAUUUAAAUGUGUCCGAUGUUUCAAGAGACACAGUUGAACAUUUUAUAAACGAUUUAAAGGUUAAUGAGGUAUCGGCGCCAAAGAAGCAAUCCCUUGAACGUAAAACUCAAAUGCUCAAAGAAAAGAGUAAAAGUAGGCGAGUUAGAUACUUACUUGUGCGAGGUUCAUCAACACUAAAUUCAUCAGGAAAAGCCUCAUGUGUCAACUGUUUAACUGUUAGAAUCGGGAGAUCGACUUUAAUGUUGUUUCUCAUCACGAUUGCUUAUGUAAUAAGUUUCUUACCUUUCUAUAUCCUUGUUAUUAUCAGACAAUCAGACAGUAAUUUUGUUCCUAAGAUGUCGAAAUCCGGACUGGCAUUUUAUCACUUAUUUUUAAGGUCAUACUUAUUGUCGAGUGCUGUGAAUCCAUUUAUAUACUCAUUUUGUAAUUCUCAGUUUAGGGAAUAUUGUAAAGAAAAAAUUGCCAGUAUUUUUCUCGAAAGGCAACAGUCUUUUAUAAAACAGUCAAGCUAUAUUACUAGGCGUAAACAUUGAAAAGUCUAAAAUGUAUAAACUGUUAUCAUAGGGACCACCAAAUAUUCGUUUUGUUAAUAUUUUUGGUUGUGUAACUUUUAUUUUUUUUUAUUACAAAAACGUCUUGACAAACGGGCUGGAAUCAUAUGUUCACACUUAUAAUGUGUUCUUAUCUUACUCAAAGCGUUUGUGACCGAGUGGUUAAUAUGGUUUCGACUUAAUACCCAUCAUCGCUGUGGGUUUGGAAUGGUGCGUGGAGUGUAGAAUUCUUUCAUGUGAGAAAAACAUCCAUCUGUCCUGCGGAAGGUCGGCGGUUCUACCCAUGUGCCCGCUCGUGCCUGAAAUUAUUCUCGUACAUAGGGACACUUUGGGUUUUCCUCUACCAUGAAAAGCUGAAAAGUCGCCAUGUAGUCAUCCACCGGUGUCAGUGUGAUGUAAAACACAACAAAACAUUGUCGUAGGUAAUAGCGUUCCAAGUGAUAACUGACGUGAACUGUUCGCUCACUUUAUUAAACCAAACAUCAUUUUCGUUUUAUCAGUUUGAUGAAAGGAACUAAAAUGUCAAUAUACUCAACGAAAUAGACUUUCAUAUAAAUAUUCUGAAUGCGAUUAUUUCGUUGAGUGUUUGUCGGUAAUCUUCAUAAAAGCAAACAGAAUAAAUAGAAACAUUGAGAAAAAUGCAUUCAGCUUAUUAUGCUAAUUAUUGUCAAAUACCUUUAAUGUUCCCUGAAGAGACCCAAUAAAUUCAUUGAAGUUAAUUUGCUCAAAGCUUCCUGGUUAAAUGUUAAUGAACUUUUAAUAAGUAUAUGUGUUAUUCAUUUAUAGCGCACCAGUGGUGAAAGAUGUAAAUGAAGACAUCUGAAUUAUCUUUGAUAUCAUGUAACUUUGAUAGGUAAACACACAAACGUUGGCAACGAAACGCAAAAGAUUCAGUCUAUAAUAAAAAUUAGGAAUCUGCGGUAGAAAAUUGGUACCUGGCUAUAGGCGCCUGUACAUGGAAUAACGUUAUCUUAAUUGGUUUCUCAGUGAAAAAUAAACAUAGUUACUAAUUUGUAGUGUAGGUUUUGUGUUAAUUGGUCAAGCUUGUAGUAAUAUUGGUCGAUUUAGUUUGCAACGGCACUACAAUAUCUGAUAAUUAAACUUACAAACUUUUGAACUUUGCUUGCCUUGUUUUACAACAACCAGGUGUUACUUAUCAAAAUACGAUAUGAAUAAAAGGUGAUAAUUAAGCUAUAUAUUUUUUUAGAAUAUUUCUGAUGAAAGGAACACAGAAAAUAAAACCUAAUUUUGAUCCUGCCUCAAAAAUGUUGCACCGUUGAUAAUUCUGUGACCUACUGUUUGAUAUUAUUAGAUAAAAACUGAAAUAUUAAAGAUGAAACAAUUUCGAAACACCUAUCGCUGGUGAACAUAAUUUAACUAUUCUUUUGAGCUCCACAAUAUGUUAUUGUAGAAUAAUUCUUCUUUAGGAAAUUCAUUAUCUUUUAUAUCGUGCUGCGGAAAACAUUAUUAAAAAUUGAAAAUUGUAAUAUUCGUUGUUUUGUUUUUUAAUUCCGUCAUACAACCCUAGAAUUUAAUUUAAAAUACAAGAAGACAGAUUCCCAUAUUCAUUGUUCAAAUUACUCGCCCGUUGUAUGUUUUCCAUGACGAUUUAAUAAAAGAUAUUGUGUCUGAAAUCAUUCGUCCUCCACCUUUGAUUCAUGUGGGAAAUUUGACAGUUACUUGCGGAGAACAGAUUUGUGCUGGGACACUGAUGAGUUUAACUGACCGCCGUUCCAAAACUGAAAUAUUUUAAAAACGACGUUAAUCCCAAAACAAACAAAUCAAUGUUCAAAUAAGUCACGAUCAGCCUCCAUAAGAAACACUAAUAAUUUGCAGCAAUGAUUUGUCUACCGGGUUUUGAGGUAUUGAUUAAAAUACAGAUCUGCACAUAUUUAAGGUGUUGUACAUCUGUAUUUAAUAACUUCUCCUGCACUAAUUAAGAAUGAAAUGCAUGACAUUUUAUGUUGGAGUAAGUUAUACUUUUCUUAUAUGUUUUGUAUAAUAAGGUCUUU